AUGAUUCGCGGUUGCCUCGUGCUCCGCGUGACGGUGCACUCCCCGCGUGGGUUGCAGUUCCAGCUUGGUGCCGACGACGCUGUUGCGCGGAUUCGGCAGAAGUACGGUGGUCGCUGGUUUGGUGCCUCAAAGGAGUUACUGCGUCUUGGUGUCCCCUCAGCCGAGUUUCUUCCCUUCUACUAUUGCCAGGGAAGUGUUCAGGGCACCUUCCGCGGCACCGUGAGCUACAGCGAUAGUGUGACCGACUCGAAUGGUCACCUAAAACGCAGUUCUCGUCAAACGACUACGGCGCCGCAGUCGUUGAACACCGUCUUUGGUCCAAACCAGACACAGAUAUACGCCGGGUAUAAGUACAACAUCCGCCAUGUACACACUGCGCUGCGCAAUGAGGCGAACCCGCUUCACCUGCACAAGAUGAGUAUGGUGAAUGCAACUAACGCCACGAUUAACCUCUUUGAGCAGUCCACCGCGACACUGAAGGUGUUUGUAGACGAGGAGGUGCAGCGACAGGCGCAAGAGACAGCACGGGCGAUGGUUCGUUCCUACCACCCAGGGGCUUCUACGAUAGGCGUAGACUUUAGUGAGUUGCAUAUUCGAUUAGAGGAGGUCACUCCCGUCUUUGUUCCGUGUUACGUGGUGAAGGUGCAGUACGACGCACAGGAGUACACCUUGUACGUGAGUGGCACCAACGGCACAGUCGGUGGUCCUUUUCUACUCAACGCGCUCUACUUUGCCCGGCUCGCCACACUGAGUGUGGCAGGACUAUUUCUGCUACUGUGGCCCAACAGGGUGACCGGCCUGGCGCUGGUCUCCCUGCUGUCGGUACCGGUGUACUACCUCGCCUUCUACGUUGGAAAGAUGUUUCCUUCACACCGUCGUGAUUACUACCGGUGGCAGCGGCAGAGACUUCGCAUGCAGCACGAGGAAAAGGACCGCGGCGGCUUCCGCCCACACGUGUCGUCUAAGCGCAUCGAGGAGGAAUACCGGCGGUCCUCGUACUGGGACACGCAUGCGUUUCAGCAGCGGCAAGAGUAUUAUGGUCCCGUGAGGGAUGCGCGCGGCUAUUACGCAGCGCUGGGUCUUACCGGGGCAGAGUCCGUGAAUGAGAUUCGCUCAGCGUACCGUAAACUUGUGCUCACAGAGCACCCCGAUGCCGGUGGUUCGACGGAGCGUAUGGCAAGGUUGAACGAGGCCUACCGCGUCUUGCGUGACCCGGAGAGGCGGGAGGCGUACGACAAGGGCAUGUAA
Trypanosoma rangeli is the source of this 1248-nucleotide messenger RNA. RefSeq names its product putative DnaJ chaperone protein. The coding region runs from base 1 to 1248 and encodes 415 amino acids. The record is from RefSeq and is a predicted model, not a curated record. The transcript has a single exon. NCBI's taxonomy places the organism in Eukaryota, Euglenozoa, Kinetoplastea, Trypanosomatida, Trypanosomatidae.